This is a messenger RNA of Amphibalanus amphitrite, 2363 nucleotides long. RefSeq lists its product as uncharacterized. Bases 286 to 1533 code for a protein of 415 amino acids. The transcript has 5 exons. The record is from RefSeq and is a predicted model, not a curated record. Lineage: Eukaryota; Metazoa; Arthropoda; Thecostraca; Balanomorpha; Balanidae.
CAUUUGAUUUGGCUGUCAGGCCAGGAAGCCGGGGUGGAGCAGUUACUUUGCAGCAAUUCUGCCGUGUGAUAACAUCCAAGAGAGUUGCAAAAAAAAAAACGGUCGGAAUAGCGUUGUGUUAAUAUUAACAGUGAGCCAAGUAGGACGGCAUCAAACGCUACCGGCCGAUCGGGUCUCGUCAAAAACUUCGCUGGCUGAGGCUCUCCUGACAGCGGCGACGGACGUCGCGCCUGCAGUAGUAGAAGACACGUCCCAGGUGGAUUUUCACACAUUACCGGUCUCCAGAUGAGUCCGCUCCGACAUCUACAGCUGAUCUGCCACCACGUCUGGAGGCGUGCCAACAUCCUGCUGCCAGCGCUGCUGAUCACCGUGCUGCUGAUGGUGCUGCUGCAGGACUAUGACUUCCGGCAGCCGGCGAUGCCGCACUCACCUGACUCAGAACGAGACACAGCAACCUCUAGUCGUCCAGCGAACUCAGCUGUAUUCUCUGACACAAACCCCGGACCAGCAUCCAUCAAAGCCUCUUUAAAUUCUUCAGUACCUGGAGUCAACCAUGACUCAAAUACCAACUCUCCGGCCUCUUCUGAACAGCCCGCCACGACUCUCGACUCCUUGCCACUCUCUGGGCCUGCCUACGGACUCGACAAUUCGCCAGACCCUGACAUCGGCGUAUACGAGCUUCGGGGCUGCAACUGUUCCCGGAAGUACUCCAAAUCCGCCUACCGAACAUUGAACGGCACCCGCUCAAAUUGCGGCAUCACUGCUGACAUUCGCGGUGCGAAGCAGAAUGUCAUCUCCUUCAGUUUCUACGGCAUCGCCUCCAGCGUGUUCUUCCGUGGCAUCGAGGCGAACCUCGCGAAGGUGCCCGAGAUCUACCCCGGAUGGGUGGUUCGGGUGUAUAACGACAUCAACAUGAGUGAACCGCGACAGAGGGAGCUUGUCUGCGAUGUGCAGUGUCGUUACGACAACGUGGACUUCUGUGACGUCCACGACCUGCCAGGACUAGGCGAUCUAAGCAAAAAGUUUGGCAUGAUCUGGCGGUUCAUGCCGUUGGCUGACGGCACCGUGGAGCGGUUCAUCGUUCGCGAUCUGGACUCACUGAUUGGCUGGCGAGAGCGGGCAGCCGUAGACGACUGGAUUGCCUCCAAUCGAACGUUCCACGCCAUGCGGGACGCUCCUGCGCACGGGACAGAAAUUCUGGGAGGAAUGUGGGGUGGCUGGAACCGCUACAACUCUAUCUACAAGCCAGCCCGCGACCGUAUCAUCAAGGUCACCCAGCAGCGGUACAAGGGUCUGGACCAGGACGUACUGACGGCUGUACUGUGGCCCCUGAUCCAGCAACAUCGGGACCUCAUCUCUCACGAUAGCUAUCUCUGCCUCCACUACCCAAUGACGAAGCCAUUCCCCAAACAAAGGGAGAGUCCGUUUGACUUCGUCGGCUCGCCUAGUCUUUUUGUUAAGGGGAUCAGGUUGAAAAAGCAUUGUCCGCGCUCCUGUAGGCCCCCAGAGCACCAGGACUGGGAAUGGUGUUGAUCUGGUGCUGAGGAAAACUCGUAGUGUCAUUGGUGUUAAAGGGACCCUCCCUUAACAUUAGUUUUGAGUUGAGAUAGCCAAAUUGGUGGCCAUGACCUGCAAAUACCGGUUUGGACACUCACAACAUCGAAAAAUGCUUUAAUUCGAAGAUAUGGAAUUUCAAACUUGCAGUUUUCGGAUUCUAAGGGGCUAAUGCAUUGGAAUGCCCCCUUAGAAUUUGUGACGUCAGCGGAGAUCUAACGAUUUUUAAAUCUUAGACUAAAACCAUCGUUAACACGUGGUGGUAUACGCUGCUUUGCGCGCAACGUCUGCCGCACUUUAGGGCUGCCAAAUUAUUGCUUCCAAAUAAAGUCGCUAGUAACAGGGGAGAUCCCAAAAAGUAAACAAAAGUAAAAGCCAAAUAUCUUGAAAACCAGUGAAUAUUUUUCGGUGAAAUUUGGUAGAUAUUCGUUUUCGCUCUUUCUGAACCAAGGGACAUCACUUUCAUGCCAAUUCAUUAACUUUUUUGAAGGUGGGAGGGUCCCUUUAACUUGGUGCUCCGGAGCUGGCAGUGGUGUGACUUGGUGUACCGUAAAGACUGGAGUAGUGCUACCCAAGACUGGUGCUGAACUGGUGCACCGUUUUGACUCGCAGUAGUGCUGGUCUGGUACUGGUGUCAUACAGCUGGAAGUGGUGCUGGUCGUCCGCGGGCGCCGGGCAGUACCAAAAACGUUCAGUAGUGUCCAAGAUACCGUGCUAGAACCCCCAGCUCGCUGCUACGGACACUUCACCCCGAAUGCAUAUAUCCGCCAGAAUGGAUGUUAGAUAAAAUGGAACAAACGUGUGGUGGA